Molecule: messenger RNA, 744 nt
Organism: Strongyloides ratti
Lineage: Eukaryota; Metazoa; Nematoda; Chromadorea; Rhabditida; Strongyloididae
Product: Ribosome-recycling factor, mitochondrial
Exons: 4
Coding region: 1-744 (247 amino acids)
Biological process (GO): translation
Cellular component (GO): mitochondrion
Molecular function (GO): ribosomal large subunit binding
Source: RefSeq, a predicted model, not a curated record
AUGGCUACAAGAUUUCUUUCAUUGUUACGAACUAUCGCUUCAUACAGUGGCGCUAAAAACUUAUGUAGAAAUGCUUAUCCAUUAAGAAAUUUCCAAUAUCGUAGUUUAACUUUGUCGCCACCAUUAAACAAAAUAAAAAAAUCUGGUGAUAAAAAUGCUUCUAAAACAAAGAUUUCUGUAAACUUUGAAAACCAAAUUAUACGGGAGGCAAAAAAUGAAAUGGAAGAAAUUGAAAGGAUUCUUGCUGAAGAGUUAACAAAACAUUUUUCACUACAAGUUGAUCUUAGAAUUUACGAAGAUAUUUUAGUGGACCUUGAAGAUGGAUCGACCAAAAAAAUGAAACAUAUUGGACGUAUCUCGUGUAAAAAUAAUAAUAUGAUUGCAAUUAAUUUCUCUGAUAAUCCUACACUAAUUAAAAAUGCCAAACUUGCUCUACAAAAAAGCUCUCUAAACAUUAAUCCACAACAAGAAGGAGUAGUUUUGUACAUAUCAAUUCCAAAAAUGACCAGAGAAAGAAGAGAAGCAUUAGCAAAUUCUGCCAAAUCAAAAGUUUUUAAUGAAUAUAAAAAUGCUUUGAAUAAAGUUUACAUAGAUGCAGAUGAAAAAUCAACAAAAACAGUCAAGAUAAAAGAUGAAGCACAAAAAAAUAGAACAGCAUUACUAGCUUUGAAAAGAGCAAUGGAAGCUAGAGGUUUGGCAAUGGUUGAAUCCAAACAAAAGGCUUUACUUAGCGAAAUUGCAUAG